CUAAUAUCUUCGUAAAAGCUCAUUUUUUCUAUAUAAGUGCAUUUGAAAAAUAGUUUUUGUUUUUUAAUUACUAUUUAAUGAAAUAAUAAAAUGAUGAUCAUUAAUUCCAAAGAUAUUGCAGAAAGAAAGUUUAUAUGAUCCAUUGUUUUCCCCUCAGCUUGUGACAAAACGAAGUUAGCUGAUGGUUGAAGUUGUGUUCAUUUUUGCCCUAUUUUGGUGAUAAUACCUAAUAUUGGCAUCAUUGGUUUAAGUUGGAAAGAUGUUGAUUGUAUGGUCGUCUCUGUCUCAUGUAUUAUGUCAGUUUUGAUAGUUUAUCCUCAGAUAUCAUGAUCCAAAAAGAGAUUUAGAAUCAUUAGUUUUUGUAAUACAACGAAAUGAGAACAUUAUCAUGUUGUCCUUUUGACUCAAAGUGAAACAAACAGGAUAAUAAUAGUAAUGUCGAAAGCAUCAGAAGACGACGUGUAUAGGUUAGAAGGUUCGACGAAUGAACCUGGCGGAUUGAUUAUACGAAAAAGAACGUCAGAUCAGUCGGAUCAUACGUUCAAGAAACCUCAGGGUUCUGCAUUUGGUCUUGAUAAGUUAGCUCAAAAAAUUAGGAAAGAGAAAGAGAAGAAAUAUCGUUCUCCUCAAGAGGAAACUCCGACGUAUACGGGAGGAGUAAACAACGAAGCUCGGGACCGAUUAAAGUCGAGGUUAAAGCGACAGAGUUUGACUGGAUAUGGUCGAGAUAGUGAAAGAAAUAAGGACAGAUAUCGAAGCAGCAGCAGGGACGGAGAUCGAGACCGAAAACGAGAUCACAGAAGCAGUAGCAGGGAUCGUAGUUCGAGACAAACUCCUCGAUUCAGAGAUGAACCACAAACUCCAAAAUUCCGGACAAGGGAUCCCACAUCGAAAAGUAACUGGGACGAUGAUGAUGAUGAUGAUGACGAGGGACCGCGUCGUUCCAGUUGGGAUCAUCCGACACCACAACCUUAUUGUUCCAGAGGCAGAGAAUCAAGCAGCAUCAGAAGUGAAUUUACUCCUUCGUAUAAAUUUAACGCUUGGAACAGAGACAAAAAACCAACCGGCGCCACUCCAAUGGUCGAUGGCGAAGAGAAAGAACUCUGGGAAGAAGAGCAGAAAAAGGUCGAUCGAGAAUGGUACUCUCUAGGUGACGAUGAAGCAAGACACUUUGGAGAUGUGUCCGAAGAAUAUACUCAAAAGAAAGAACUAGAACAAGAGGCUAGACGAAAGAAACGCGUUUCAGCCCAGCAAAGACAAAUAAACAAGGACAAUGAGUUGUGGGAGCGAAACAGAAUGCUCACUUCAGGAGUUGUUAGUUCUUUGGAUCAGGAUGACGAACCCGAUGACGAGGCAGAGGCAAGGGUGCAUCUCCUCGUGCAUAACGUUGUGCCACCGUUUCUGGAUGGUCGAAUUGUUUUUACAAAACAACCAGAACCUGUUGUUCCGGUUCGUGACCCAACUUCCGAAAUGGCUCUCGUCGCUAGGAAAGGCUCUCCUCUCGUUCGCGUCUAUCGAGAACAGAAGGAGCGUCGGAAAGCUCAGAAGAAACAUUGGGAGUUGGGUGGCACUCAAAUCGGAAACAUCAUGGGAGUGAAGGACAAGAGAAAGGAGGAGAAGAACGAAGAACAAUCAUCCGAUGGUGAUUACAAAUCUGGUCAUAAGUAUGCUCGACACAUUAGCGACGAUACUGCCGGAGAUUCUAAAUAUCAAGGUAUCCAAAACCAAAGAAGGACUCUCCCUGUUUUCGUGGUCCGGCAGCAACUGCUAUCCGUGAUUCGUGAGAACAGUGUUGUUAUAAUUGUUGGAGAGACUGGUAGCGGAAAAACUACUCAGCUGACUCAGUAUCUCCAUGAGGAGGGUUUUAGUAGGAACGGAAUCAUUGGAUGCACCCAACCCCGAAGAGUGGCAGCUAUGUCGGUUGCCAAGCGAGUCUCGGACGAAAUGGGAACGUCCCUCGGCGAUAAAGUGGGUUAUGCGAUCCGUUUCGAGGACUGCACCUCGAAAGACACAGUUAUAAAGUAUAUGACGGAUGGUAUUCUUUUGAGAGAAAGUCUUCGAGAGGGUGACCUUGAUCGUUACAGCGUCAUCAUUAUGGAUGAAGCUCACGAAAGGUCGCUCUCUACAGAUGUGCUUUUCGGCCUUCUACGAGAAAUCAUCACCCGCCGCUACGACCUCAAACUGAUUGUCACAUCUGCGACGAUGGAUUCCACCAAGUUCUCCGCCUUCUUCGGAGAUGCUGCAACAUUCCACAUCCCGGGUAGAACUUUUCCAGUGGAAAUCAAUUACUCCAAAAAUUCAGUGGAAGAUUACGUUGAUGCUGCUGUAAAGCAGGUCCUCCACAUUCAUCUGCAACCUCCGAAAGGUGAUAUCUUAGUCUUCAUGCCUGGGCAGGAGGACAUCGAGGUCACCUGCGAAACACUCAAGGACCGUUUAGCAGAGAUUGAAUCAUCUCCAGAGUUAUCAAUACUUCCCAUUUAUUCUCAGUUGCCCUCGGAUCUCCAGGCGAAGAUUUUCCAGAGUUCAGAAGAUGGCGUUAGGAAAUGUGUCGUGGCAACAAAUAUCGCUGAAACUUCGCUUACUGUAGAUGGUAUUGUGUUUGUGAUAGACUCUGGGUAUUGUAAAUUGAAAGUGUAUAAUCCACGAAUUGGAAUGGACGCCUUACAGGUUUACCCUGUGUCAAGGGCUAAUGCGGAUCAGAGAGCUGGGCGAGCUGGUAGAACAGGACCUGGAAAUUGCUUCAGAUUGUACACUAGGAGACAAUAUUUGGAUGAACUGCUGCUGACUGGAGUUCCCGAAAUCCAGAGGACUAAUUUGGCAAACACGGUUCUUCUUCUCAAGUCCUUGGGAGUUCAGGAUUUGCUCGCCUUUCACUUUAUGGAUCCACCGCCGCAGGAUAAUAUAUUGAAUUCCCUUUAUCAGCUUUGGAUUUUGGGAGCACUGGAUAAUACAGGACAACUCACGGCCUUGGGUCGUCAGAUGGCUGAAUUUCCUCUGGAUCCUCCUCAGUGCCAAAUGCUGAUUGUGGCAUCUCAACUUAAAUGCACAGAUGAAAUUCUGAUUAUAGUAUCAAUGCUGUCAGUACCUUCUAUCUUCUAUCGUCCAAAAGGUAGAGAAGAGGAUUCGGACUCAGCUCGAGAGAAGUUUCAGGUUCCUGAAUCCGAUCAUCUAACAUUUCUGAACGUCUACAAGCAGUGGAAGCAAAAUAAUUAUUCAAGUAUGUGGUGCAACGACCACUUUAUUCAUGCUAAGGCGAUGCGCAAAGUACGAGAAGUUCGACAACAAUUGGAGGAGAUUCUCAAGCAGCAAAAGAUGGAAGUCGUCAGCUGUGGAACUGAAUGGGAUAUCGUUAGAAAAUGCAUUUGCUCUGCCUAUUUUCAUCAGGCAGCUCGCUUGAAAGGUAUUGGGGAGUAUGUCAAUUGUCGAACGGGAAUGCCAUGUCACUUGCAUCCAACUUCUGCCUUAUUUGGAAUGGGAUUUACACCUGAUUACGUAGUUUAUCAUGAGCUGGUGAUGACAGCAAAAGAAUAUAUGCAGUGCGUUACCGCUGUGGAAGGGCAUUGGCUGGCAGAACUUGGUCCCAUGUUCUUUAGCGUCAAGGAAGCUGGACGAAGUAAUACGGCGAAAAGGCGUCGAGCCAUGCAGCAUGAAACUGAGAUGGAGGAACAGAUGAAACAAGCGCAAGAGGAGAUAAAAGCUAGGGCCCAGAGAGAAUUAGAAAAAGAACAAGCCUCUAUUAGGAGACAAGAGAUCUUAACACCUGGCAGAUGGGAACCUGGAACCCCUGCUUCAAACAGAAGCCAUGGACGCCUGGGAUUGUAAAUAAAGCAGUUCUAAAUUUUACGCGAUUCGGAUGUACCGUGAAAAUUUCUCUUUAAGUGGAAUUUUAAAUAGUAGCUUAUUGUUUAAAAACUUUUCUAUAUUAUUUUUGAGAAACUAUGUACUGUGAAAAUAGAGGCAUUUUUUUGCCUGAGUGACAACGUAAUUUUGAAGGCGCGAUUGUACAUAAUAUUGUAUAUAUAUUUUUUAUGAAUAAUAAUUUUGUUUAUAAAAAUAA
Messenger RNA from Belonocnema kinseyi, 4057 nucleotides. RefSeq names its product pre-mRNA-splicing factor ATP-dependent RNA helicase PRP16. The coding region runs from base 436 to 3822 and encodes 1128 amino acids. Gene Ontology annotation, cellular component: intracellular anatomical structure; spliceosomal complex. Gene Ontology annotation, biological process: mRNA splicing, via spliceosome. The transcript is spliced from 5 exons. Gene Ontology annotation, molecular function: RNA binding; ATP binding. NCBI's taxonomy places the organism in Eukaryota, Metazoa, Arthropoda, Insecta, Hymenoptera, Cynipidae. The record is from RefSeq and is a predicted model, not a curated record.